AUGCGUCUUCCCCUUCGGGAUUCGGCUUCGCAGCGUCCGUUGUCUGGGACAAUUUUAUUUGAUCAAUCGAAAAAGGAAGCUUCGACUUUGGGCCAACACUUCAAGGAGUUGAAUAAACGUCUAAAGUCCUCCUGGAAAGUAUUGGUGUAUGCUGAACUGCACAUGUAUAGAAACACUGAUGAAAUUACAAGUGAACGAAUUGAGUGUGCCAAGGUUUUUAUUAUUACAGGUCCAAUGGAAAAAUUCAGCAUUGAUGAAGUAGGUGGGUCACUUCUGGUUUUACUUGGAGAAAAUGGGGAAAGCAAAUACCAAACAAAUAUCAACUACUUGUUGGAGCAAUAUGGCAUCUUAGUUAAUAAUGAUUCUGUGGUUAGGACCUCUUACUAUAAAUACUUCCACCCGAAAGAAGCGCACAUACCCAACGGAAUAAUAAAUAGGGCCAUCGGUGAAGCCGCUGGAAGAGCCACCACCGACCCAGGUGGUGAUGAAGUAUGUCCCAAGCAGGCUCUUCAAUUUCUAUACGCCUUCGGAGCAACAUUGAAUGUCGUAAAACCGGCGAAUGUUUUGCUAUCCACAGGGAGUGUUGCUUUUCCUCUCAAUCGGCCAAGUUCCAGUGGUAAGUCGGGGAAAUUGGCUGUUGUUGGGAGCGUAGCAAUGUUUACGGAUACCUACAUAAACAAAGAGGACAACGCGAAGAUCUUCGAUGUCAUCAUGACCUUUCUAACCUCGGAGACGUUCAUGCUGAACGCCAUUGACGCUCAGGAUCCAGAGAUUGAGAUGUACUUUCAGAUUCCUGAUAUCUCUACAUUGGCCAACAACUUAAAAGCAUGUCUUCAGGAGAGUGAUGAGCUCCCACGCAACCUUGAUGCAGCUUUUGAUCAGAAGCUCUUUGCGAUGGAUACAUCCAUGGUUCCAAAAGCUCUUGCAGCCUACGAGAAACUACGAGUCAAACAUGAACCACUCACCUUGAUAACGCCAGAAUUUGAAACACCUCUCCCUCCACUGCAGCCCGCGGUGUUUCCUCCCAACUUUCGUGAAUUAGAACCACCAGCUCUCGAAUUAUUCGACCUCGAUGAACACUUUUCUUCCGAAAAAACACGUUUAGCUCAAGAGGCGAAUAGAUGUACCGAAGAUGAUCUGGAAUACUUUAUUCUCCACUGUGGGGAGGUCUGUGGAAUCGCCCAAAAGCUACCUCAAUCGCAACGAACGGCUCGAAACAUACUUGAACUCACUCUGAUGGAGCUCAUCGAGUUUAAGAAAAUGAAUUUGGACAACGAUGAAAUCUCAUCAUGGUAA
Molecule: messenger RNA, 1296 nt
Organism: Hydatigera taeniaeformis
Lineage: Eukaryota; Metazoa; Platyhelminthes; Cestoda; Cyclophyllidea; Taeniidae
Source: the annotation of a GenBank genome assembly